AUGCGUGAAUCAUACGAAGCCGAAACGCAAGACGACGCUGUCCUGUCAGAGGAAGAGGACUUCGACGCCUUGGACCAUUCUGCACUCGUGAACAUGACUUCGGACCAGCUAGAGCGCAUACUGGCUGCUCUAGUGAGCUUCGCGCCUGCUGCCGCUGAACAAUGGGCGAAUCGCUUCAGUGGUAUCUCCUGGGAGGCAGUAUUACAUAUCGUCAGCGCAUCUGGAGUCAUGGAUACUUCGGUCAUCGAACGAGCGCAGACUCGUUUGGAAACUUUGUAUGGACCUGCGGAGCUACCAGUCGCAUCAAGAGCAGCGCUUCUCCAGACCGAUGCACACGCCGUGGAUGAGUUCGAGUAUGGGUUUGACUACCUCACACUGCCAUAUCCAAAACUUAGACACGGGGCCGCAAAUACCAGUAAAGACGAGGACGACGCAAAGACUGGGGGUAAGAAGAAACGCGGACGUGCACGCGACGACUCCGCUCGAGAAGAUGGGAGUGGCAGCGACUCGGACGUGCCUCUGGCAGUACGAUUGCGAACGCGAAAGCGUUCAGAACGAAGCGUGUCUGGGACGACACCACAACUCCAGCCUCCGGAGGCGAUGGAAGUUGACGGAGCUACUACGCAAACGGUCUCGGGUCGCAGAAGGAGUGCGAGACUGGCGACACCCGGAGUAUAA
Peniophora sp. CBMAI 1063 is the source of this 678-nucleotide messenger RNA. Lineage: Eukaryota; Fungi; Basidiomycota; Agaricomycetes; Russulales; Peniophoraceae. The record is from the annotation of a GenBank genome assembly.